UGCAUUUUAAAGUCAAUGUGAAUUGCUGUAUGCAACCCAUUUUUAUUUGUUUAAGUUAUAUGAGAUUCAAACUAAACAAGAUUUUUGAAAAUCAGCUGAAAUUACUUGAAAUUAUUAUACUUGAUUAUACUUUCCAUUCCAUUGGGAAUAAAUUGGAUCAGGAAAAAAGUGGGUGUUACUUUACAUACCAUAAUUGAGCCAGACCAAACAAGAAUGAAAUAAUGCUAGCUAAUUAACUUUUGGUUAACAUUUUCCAAUUACUAUGUGACAUCAGUCGAAAAAUUUAAGUAGUUUCUGAAGAAUAUAAAAAAUUGUGAAGAUAAGCAGCUUUAGUAGGCUAUUUGAAAUAACAUGCAAUGAUGAAUAGUUAAAUUGGUAGAUGGGUCAAUUUAUUUGACCUUUUUGACCAAUUAAUGGCGGUUCAAUCUCUGAUGUUAAUAAAAAAAAUUAACAAGAUACAGUAAUACAAUGUGAAGCUAUUUUUACAUCCUAAUAUGUUAUUUUGUAACAUCUGACUGUCCCUGUCCCAUGCAUCCAUUCGUGUUCUAGAGGAGAGAAAGAGAUGGACAGAAAAAGGGAGGAGAUGGAGCAAGAGGGGAGGGAAAUGUCCUUGUGCAAAUAUCCUGAUUUUUUUUUUAGGAAAACCCACACAGUCAGAAGCUUCCAUAAGCCUUUCAGGACAACACAGAGGCAGCUAGUUUUCUUUCACAACUGUAUUGGUCUUUAUUUAUUUUGCCUACCUGUAGCUGGAAGUGUUGGUGUCAAAGUGCAUCAGAGAAAGGAAGUAACACCAGCAGUCUUUUGAGGAAGUAUGUCACUCUCUCUGCACUUCGUUUUUCUGCUCCUGACUGCUCUUUGGGGCAGCAGUUGCUUCGCCAAGCCCGCCCCAUUCAACGUGUCCAUGGAGGGUAGUGGGGAUGAACCCGAACUCAUCUUUCCCAUUGCUCGUACCACCCAUGUUCCUCCAUCUCCCUCGCGACCUCCCAACAUAACAGCCACUUUCAACCGCAUCAAAGACUUCCUUUUCAACCAGGUGGUGGACUUCCUGAAGGAGAACUUGCUUCUCAUCAUUGUCGUGACCUCUCUGUUGGUAGUCAUCAUCUUCAUCGUCUGCUGUGCUUCAGCGAUGAGCCACAAACGCAAGCUUGAGGCCUACUAUCCUCCAAAGACCUACACACCCAGGAAAUACAUGAGUCAACCUAGUAAAGCUGUUGAGAAACCACAUAACCAGAUUCAGGAUGGCAAGACGACAACUGCAAAGACCCUACGAGAACCCACCAAAGCAUUGGUGGGUGAGAAGGAAGGAAAAGACCCCCGGCCAAAGCCGAAAGAGGUCCAAAAGGUGGAGGAUGUUGAGGUGGAGGAGAUGCAGAAAGAUGAGCCCAAGAAGAAAGAGGAGCCUCAGCCUACCACCUCAAAUGUCACCUCCAGUCAGCCGCUGGUCUGUUCGUGCCACCUCAGAAAGGCCAAUCACACCACAGCGUGAGAGCUUUUUCUGUACCUGCAGGAAUGAGCUUGAUUCCAAACUUUUUCUACUGUUAGAUAUAAAUCUUUUGGUAGAUAUCAUGCCCUCACUCUCUUUGUGCUCAUGUUGCUUUGCAACCUGUGUAUGAGGAAGAGUGGAAAAAAAUGUUUGUUCAACUCAUUUUCUGUUUCUUAAAAAAUUUAUUUGCUAAAUAAGAAAAAACAAAACAGUGAGUUGACAGUUUUAUUAUUCAUAUGGAAAAUAAACAACACUUGAAAUUAUUUUGUGAAUCAAUUUCUACUUUUGAGAGACUUGAGAAAAUGUCUUUUGGAACUUUUUCUG
Molecule: messenger RNA, 1807 nt
Organism: Sinocyclocheilus anshuiensis
Lineage: Eukaryota; Metazoa; Chordata; Actinopteri; Cypriniformes; Cyprinidae
Product: transmembrane protein 119-like
Exons: 2
Coding region: 812-1486 (224 amino acids)
Biological process (GO): positive regulation of osteoblast differentiation; positive regulation of osteoblast proliferation; positive regulation of bone mineralization
Cellular component (GO): plasma membrane
Source: RefSeq, a predicted model, not a curated record